Rattus norvegicus (Norway rat) is the source of this 4251-nucleotide messenger RNA. RefSeq names its product poly (ADP-ribose) polymerase family, member 11 (gene Parp11). Gene Ontology annotation, biological process: protein auto-ADP-ribosylation. NCBI's taxonomy places the organism in Eukaryota, Metazoa, Chordata, Mammalia, Rodentia, Muridae. Gene Ontology annotation, molecular function: NAD+-protein mono-ADP-ribosyltransferase activity; transferase activity; NAD+ poly-ADP-ribosyltransferase activity. The record is from RefSeq and is a predicted model, not a curated record. Gene Ontology annotation, cellular component: nuclear envelope; nuclear body; nuclear pore.
CUUCGUCCGCUUAUCAGGAAAACCGUCGCCUGUGUAACAGCGCCAUCUUGUGUUGGAAAUAAGCAAGACUUCCAGUCGCAGAGGAAAAGAGACCACCCAUUCUGUACCCAGAAAAGACAGAUUGGAAGAAACUCCAAGUCAAAUAUUGUAUGCCCCAAGCCAUCUAGGCAAGAUUUAUACAACAUCGUUUUUCAAGCAUGGACGCUUUCUGUCCUCACUCUGAGUAGAAGACCAGAUAACUAGAGCCGUGGGAAACAUCCUUCAGAAGAAUAAAAAGGAAAGCACUCAAUGUGCGAGAUCAUAGUGGAAUUUUUUUUCCUUUUAGUUUCGCUUUCUUAGAACCCCUGGCAUGUUCAGACAUGAACAGUGUGACUAGAAAAUGUUCAGAGAAAAUGUGACUACAGGCCUUUGGAAGAGGUCAGACAUCACCCUGCAGGGCAAGACUGGUGCCGGUGCAAGGAGCAGACCGUAAGCUGCAUGCAAUGCUCUAGCAGAGGCUGAGGGUUCUGGUUUUCCCCUCAGCACAGCGCUUUUUGAGAACUGGUUGCCAGUGAAAUGGCCGAGCGGGGUGAACAGUGCUGGAAGAAGAAAGCAGGAGUGUGGAAUAGCUAACGGGACAGUGGGUCUUUACAUGUUAAGUCAUCGUCUUUAUUAUCUGGUCAAAACACAUAAGAGAUGUUUCACAAGACAGAGGAAUUCUUUCCCAAGAAGACAGAGAGUGAUGUGGAUGACAUGGACACAUCGGACACACAGUGGGGCUGGUUCUACCUGGCAGAGUGUGGAAAGUGGCACAUGUUUCAGCCGGAUACCAACAUUCAAUGUUCAGUUAGCAGUGAAGAUAUCGAAAAAAGCUUCAAAACAAACCCUUGUGGCUCCAUUUCCUUUACUACUUCCAAAUUCAGCUACAAGAUAGACUUUGCAGAAAUGAAGCAGAUGAAUCUUGUCACUGGAAAACAGCGCCUAAUAAAAAGGGCUCCCUUCUCCAUCAGUGCCUUCAGUUACAUCUGUGAAAAUGAGGCCAUCCCCAUGCCAACACACUGGGAGAACGUGAAUCCUGACGUUCCCUACCAGCUGGUUUCCCUGCAGAACCAAACACACGAGUAUAAUGAAGUUGCCAGUCUUUUUGGGAAAACAAUGGACCGGAACCGAAUUAAAAGGAUUCAAAGGAUUCAAAACUUAGACUUAUGGGAGUUCUUUUGCAGGAAAAAGGCUCAGCUCAAGAAAAAGAGAGGUGUCCCCCAGAUCAAUGAGCAAAUGCUGUUUCACGGCACCAGCAGUGAAUUUGUGGAAGCAAUUUGCAUUCACAACUUUGACUGGAGAAUCAAUGGUGUGCACGGUGCUGUCUUUGGAAAAGGAACCUAUUUCGCUAGAGAUGCGGCGUACUCCAGUCGUUUCUGCAAAGAUGACAUCAAGCACGGGAACACAUUCCAGAUUCAUGGGGUCAGCUUGCAGCAGCGACAUCUGUUCAGAACCUAUAAAUCCAUGUUUCUUGCUCGAGUGCUAAUUGGUGAUUACAUAAAUGGAGACUCGAAAUACAUGAGACCUCCUUCCAAAGAUGGGAGCUAUGUGAAUUUGUAUGACAGCUGUGUGGAUGACACCUGGAACCCCAAGAUCUUUGUGGUUUUUGAUGCCAACCAGAUCUACCCUGAGUACCUAAUAGACUUCCACUGACCCUGCCUCCCAGGCUCAGUGGUCAAAGCUUUGCUCUCUCACCGCAGGAGGACUUGACCCCCUGUCUAGCCGCUAAUAGAAAUAUUGGAUACUUUUGAAACAGAUACAGAAAAGAAUGCGGCCUAAGUAUAUAAAGAAGUACUGGCUGUCAGGUUGGUUAUAUGUUGUUCUGUUUCUGUCUGUUCCGGUUUUGUCAAAGACCGAUGCUGUUGCCACCUUAACAUAUAGGAGAGAGAGGUACUUCUCAAAGCCGAGUAGGAUAAGUCUCAUUACCAUGGCCAGGCAGACUUCAAAGUACACACACACAUGUGACCGGGUCAAAUGAUUUUAGUUUUUGUACCCUAUUAGGACAACUGGCCCUUUAUAAAUUGAAUUUUGGCAUUACUAUCUAUCAAUGAGCAUGUGACUUUGUUGGCCCUUCUGAGGGGGUAUUUAAAACCCGGAAACAGCCCCUGGUGCUCAGCGAAGUAAGAAACAAAGGACACCGUCUGCUGUGCUAGGAGACAAGCUAGCAGAAGAGAGACCAGGACAGAGCCUGCUUCCCACUGCUAUAGGAAGGCGGUCUGUAACCCCAGAGCAGCGCACACCCUUCUCACACACCUCCCACAGUUGAGCUGACCACUGCCACGGAGGGUCAGUAGCUCCCAGUGCAGCCCUCCAGCAGUCUGUGGUCCAUGCUCACAUUAUUUAUUUCUUCAUUUCCAAGCCCUGCAGUGAUCACUCCUAAGAGGUUUUAUCGGUCCUGCCACAACCCCUGAGAGACACAUAGCUGUUCCCCAGUGAUUCCUAAGAUCCACGCGUGUUGGUGGGUGGUAUCUUUCUGUUUUGAACGAUUGCAGAGAACAUGAGAUGCUGGGUAGAAGUCUGAUUUCUCCUUUAGAGUAGUGAUUGACAGCUUCCAACCCAUGAGCAGCUACGUACAACUUAGAAUUGUACUCACGGCUUGGUGUACUGGUCUCCUUGCCUGCUGUUCUGUCCUGAAGAUGUAGAUCUGUACCAGCUAACUGCCCGUUGGUGUCCUAGCAGAGACUCAGGCAUGAUGCUGUCUAGGUGUUCAAGUAUCAGACAGGGAGCUGCCUGGAUGAUUGUCUCCUCAGCGCUGCUUUUUCCAUGAUUCCUUAUGGGAAAGACCGUUUCCUCCAGCCCUUCACCCAGAACCUUUUCCUAACUCUUACUACUGAAUCUCGUCUCCAGUAUCCCCAUCCAGCUCUGGGUGCAAGUAAGUGAACACAUUUAGCUUCUAGUGCCUCCAUGUGUAUUGUGCUCUUCCAUCUCUCAAAUCCGGAAGCAUCUAGAAGUAAUAUGUGUGUGGAACAGGAUUAGGGACAAUGGUUCUUUUUUUUUUUUUUUUUUUUUUUUUGGUUCUUUUUUUCGGGGCUGGGGACUGAACCCAGGGCCUUGUGCUUCCUAGGCAAGCGCUCUACCACUGAGCUAAAUCCCCAACCCCAGGGACAGUGGUUUUAAGGAUGGCAAUUCUUUCAGCUUCGUAUGUCACCAGGUUUUCCUUAUAGCCCGGAAUGAGAGUAAUUGUGCAGUAGGAAGUACCUGAACGGCACUCGGGAAAACGUGUGCACAGUGCUGCGGCACAUCGUGGCAGCCAUGAUGUCCUGGCUCAGAUGUGUCGGCCCGCCAUUGGUUUAAGAACGGAUAGGAAGGACACAUUUCAAAACCAACAGUGGUCCCUGCAGAAGUGCCUGAAUGCCUGCUCGCCCACAGAAUCAGUGUUAGGGGCAUUAGGAGGUCAGACCAAACAGUCUCUCUCCUAGCUCUUUUCUUCUAUUUUUGUUUUUUUUUUGUGUGUUUGUUUGUUUGUGUUUGUUUGUUUUUCUAGACAGGGUUUCUCUGUGUAGCCCUGCUGUCUUGGAACUCUCUCUGUAGACCAAACUGGCAUGCGACGUGUUUGUCCCUCUUACGUGGCUGUCUCCCUCUGCCCAGUUCCAGGCACACUUCUCUUAAUACUUGAAUGGAAUGUAGUUGGGGUUGUUUCCUUUUAGACUUGUGUAUCUGUGCCAAGGUGACUGAGAACGCAGGCAGUCUGUGCAGUCACCCUCCCUCGUUGGCUUGCAUGAAGAAGGUGGGGUUGUGUCACAGUGACCACCGUCAGAAAGCAUUGCACUGCUGUUGUUGGAAGGGACUGCCAGCCUCCCCUCCUUUAAAAGGAAGAAGUGAUUUCAGUAUGUGUUUUAAAAUAUAAUAAUGUAGAAUUCACUCGUGUUAAAGUUUUACUGCCUUGUCUGUUACAUGUAUAGAAGGGUCUUAUCCCCUCUGCGCAUCCAGUAGAGUGGGAGGGAGAGUAAAGGGAGCCGUUACAGAGUGGCACGCUAUGCCACCGAGCUGGCUGAAUAAACUCCAUUGAGUACAAACCUGUCUUUUUUCUCUGUGGGGAGUCUAGCCUUGGGGUAAAAAAUAAAUGUGUUUAUGGGAAAACAUUUUCCUAAAUCUUUUAUCUCCCACCAGGAAUGUUUGAGAUUAGUGGAUUACUUCAUUUCUAGACUGGUGGUGGUGGUGAUGGAGAUUUCUCAUAUUUAAUGUCUGAGUGUAUUGUUUCUAUAAUUGUUGAUUAAAGUUUUCUGUAUCGGG